Molecule: messenger RNA, 2830 nt
Organism: Alosa alosa (allis shad)
Lineage: Eukaryota; Metazoa; Chordata; Actinopteri; Clupeiformes; Clupeidae
Gene: hoxc12a
Product: homeobox C12a
Exons: 2
Coding region: 127-972 (281 amino acids)
Biological process (GO): regulation of DNA-templated transcription
Molecular function (GO): DNA-binding transcription factor activity, RNA polymerase II-specific; sequence-specific double-stranded DNA binding
Source: RefSeq, a predicted model, not a curated record
ACCUUAUGUGGCGAGGGUUAGUAAAGACACGUGACCAUUGACUGACCAAUCGGAUGCACCCUCAGGUUCAACUAUGUUAAAUGUCAGAUUGCAAUAAACUAGAAGCUGUUGGUCGGGCCCGCGGAAAUGGGCGAGCAUAAUCUCCUUAAUCCUGGGUUUGUGGGACCUUUGGUAAACAUCCACACUGGAGAUACAUUUUACUUUCCAAAUUUUAGAGCCUCUGGGGGACAACUGGCGGGGCUACCAUCUCUCUCGUACCCAAGAAGGGACAAUGUUUGCUCCCUACCGUGGAACCCAUCGGAGCCGUGCAAUGGAUAUCCUCAAUCCUACUUCAACAGCCCUGUAUCCAUUAACCCUUCCUUUAACCGUUCGUGUGAAAUAAUCCGCCCGGAGGAGGGCAAGUGCUAUUAUAGUAACAACAGUGCAAACAGAGAGAGUUGCUCUGAUGGAAAUAGUCUUAAGCGGGAGGAGAGAGCAAGAGACAAUUCUUUAUCGUCUGAGCAUGGACUGCACAAUGGAAUGACCAACAGUGGCACCUAUUCAAAGUAUGACUAUGGGACCGAGCAGAUCAGUCAGGAUCCGUCGUCUUGUCAGUCUCUGGAGUCCGAUUCCAGCUCGUCGCUGCUCAACGAGGGAGGCAAGACCUCAAACAGCGACCCCCAGACCAUGGUAUCGCCGGAAAGUCACACAAGCAUUGCCUCCGGCGGAGGUGGGUGCCACACAUUCAGUCAGGGUGCGCCAUGGUACCCAAUGCAUACUCGCACCCGCAAGAAAAGAAAACCAUACUCCAAACUACAGCUGGCGGAACUGGAGGGGGAGUUUAUGCUCAAUGAGUUCAUAACCAGGCAGCGACGGAGAGAGUUGUCCGACCGGCUCAAUCUCAGCGACCAACAGGUUAAAAUCUGGUUCCAGAACAGGAGAAUGAAGAAGAAAAGACUUUUGAUGCGGGAACAGGCUUUAUCUUUCUUUUAGAGGAAUGAUAUGAAGAAUAGUUUUAUUCCCACACAAUUUUGCAGUGGCCCCAUCCCCUGGAGAGUUGUUGCUGCAACAAAAAAAAUGCACAUUUGGUCCCCACAGUUAAAGCUCAGUAAGUGUAAAUAGCAGAUAUCAUAACGAGAUAUAUAAACUGCUAGUGGGAACCCAGUUGACAGCGUGGUGUAUGUGUAUUUAAGUGGUGUCAGUAUUUAGUGUUUAGUUGAGGAGGAUAUUUCCCAGUGUAUUUCCUGACACUUUGAAAAUGCAAGGAUAAUACACAAGCGUCUCCGUAUGUUUUGACGUGUUACUAUGACAGGUAAUAGGUAGGCCUUUAUGAAAUGAAAACUAUUUUAUUUAGCCGAGGAGGCGUCUGAAUUGACACCAGAAAUCCUGGUUAGUAUUUAGGUUACAAAUAAUUUAAGAGGAAAAGUAAAAACAGGGAUACUAAAGAACAUAAAGAAGCUAAGGUAAUCUAAAAAUCUGAAAAAAGAGAAAGUACGAGAGAUGAAGGGUUGCAAACAAAGUAUCACUACUGCAGAGCCUCAUUAGCCCUCAUGUCCUAACCUAUGUGUCAAACUUUCUCUUAUUCCAGCAUGGGUUCGAAUGAGGAUCAAACCCAAAUGUUCAAUAGCCUUUCCCCAGUGACAGAACCUACCCUAUAUGUAUCUCCCUAUUUGUAGUUUCCACCAUGUGUGCCGACAUGUUCACGGUCACGGGCACAAAGUUUGUCCCAAAGUUGCAUAUCUAACGCUGGGAAGGCUAACCACAGCGCCAGCAAUUUAUGGACAGACGCAUAAUUUAUUUAUCACUAAAAUUGCCAGAAAACCAUUUCUGUCCUGUUCACUGACAGUGUUCCUUUCACAUAACUUGAAAUGAAAAGCUGAUAGUCAAGGGCGAUGUAGUAAUGGAUUAUGCAGUUUGCUCCCGACACCCUGCUGUUAUUCGAAAGGCCUCGUUGAUACGUGGGGCUUUGGAAAACACACAGUAGUCGAACUUGAAAUCCUACAACUCUCCUGUGCCAUUGCAGGGGCGAAGAGACGCGUAUAGGCCUACGUCAUUAGUGCACGUUUCCCUCUUUCAAGUUUAAAGCCUAAAAUCACAGGACGUCGUAAUGUAGUAAUGUAGAAAGCGUUUUGACAAAGUAGUAUUCAUUAUAUUUUAUUUUAAAUGGAAAAUGUACAAAAAACGUACAGCUGUUCCGUACAUUCCCACCAAAAGGGAGAGGCAAUUGUUAUAUAGCUAUAUGUGAUUUAUUAUUAUGAUUGAAAUACAGGUGAAAGAUAUGUGGUGCAUGCGGAGUCUGAACUAGCAUAGAUGAGUUGAAUAAAUAGGCUAUAUGUCUCCCUUUUUGAGAACUGUCGACUGUCGAGUUUUUGAAGACACUUUACCUCACUUGGCGUUUCGAUUUUGUCAUGUUUGAUGCAAAGAAUACGAGUUGAGUGUCUACAUGUGAAUAGCCGCGCAAUAUUUAUUACUAUUAUUAUUAUUAUUAUUAUUAUUAUUAUUAUUAUUAGCCUAUUAUUGGCAUAUAGUCUAAUUUCAAUGGGUUGAUGCUGCUUUCUUUUUCUAUUAUUUUGCUCGUGAAUGGCAUGUCUCGAGAAUUCAUUGAACUAUCUAUUAGGCUAUAGUUCACAUGGGUAAAGUGUGAAUCUCAUACUGCUAAUAUGCAGAAUAACUUGGUCGUGUUUGGUAUAUCGUACAUUCACUUGGGCCUGUUUGUUUUUUCUUUCUGUUGCGCGUUGCAUCAGUAUUGCAUUCCCCAUCUAUCGCCUUUGUCUUGUAUAAAUUGUCAUGAGUAGCCAAUACGAAUGUAUCCCUGUGUAUUGUUUAUGAAAAAUAAAAUCUAUGAACAUAA